CCCCUCACCAGCCCACUGUAGGGGGUGUUAGGGGCGUUUCUGAGGAGCAAUUGCUAGCCAACUUCAGGAUACUCUGAUGAACUGCUUUUCAGGGAAAAUCAGACGACAGACACCAAGGCACCAUUAUUCACUCUCCCCCUUCUGUGAUUUCAGCAGAAAAAUGCCAGAGAAGCAGCGUCAGAUCAUACACCCAUCAGGAGCUCCAAAUAGGGUGUUUCAUGGAAUCAGCAACAUGGCAGCCUGGCCCUUCUCUGGGCUGUGCAGAGCUUCUGAUCCGACCCUGUUCCACAUAACCUUGCUCGCCGCUUUUCUGCCUACCAUUCUGGGAAAUUGUGGUCCUCCACCCUUUCUUCCCUUUGCUUUUCCAAUAAGUGAAUUGAACCAGACGGAGUUCAGCAUUGGAACUAUUCUGAGCUACAGCUGCCGCCCUGGCUACAGUAGGAGCAGUUCAAGUCAGAUUCUCACCUGUAAAUCCAGUGGUGAAUGGCACUAUAAGAACUUCUGUGCCAAAAAGCGGUGCUCAUAUCCAGGAGAUCUACCUAACGGACAAGUGGAGAUUAAGACAGAUUUGCUUUUUGGAUCACAAAUAGAAUUCCGCUGUUUAGAAGGAUAUAUCUUAAUUGGCUCACCCACUAGUCGUUGUGAGAGCCGAGAUAAAGGCGUCUUUUGGAGUGACCCUCUCCCAGAAUGCAUGAUUGCCAAGUGUGCUCCCCCGCCAGCCAUUAUCAACGGGAAACACAGCGGUGGAGAUCAGGACUUCUAUACCUAUGGCGCCUCUGUCACCUACAGAUGUGACCCCAACUUCUCACUCUUAGGCAACGCCUCCAUUUCCUGCACAGUGGUGAAUAACACAAUGGGUACCUGGAGCUCAAGCCCUCCUACAUGUAAAAAAAUCAAUUGUGAUCAGCCACAUGUUCCACAUGGAAACAUUGUCUCUGGAUUUGGACCCAUCUAUAAUUAUAAAGACUCUAUUGUGUUUACCUGCCAGAAAGAUUUUGUCCUCAGAGGCAGCAGUUUAAUCCACUGUGAAGCUGACAGCAAUUGGAGACCUCCACCUCCUGUCUGUGAACCCUCUGGAUGCACUGACUUACCUGACAUUCCACAUGCUUACUGGAGAACUCACUUACUAAAAGAAGAGGUUGUAUAUCCGGUUGGAAGUGUGUUAAAAUACAAUUGUCGCGCUGGCUAUCACCCUGCCACAAAUGAGCCCAUGAUUGUGACUUGUCAAAAGGACUUCAGAUGGAGCCCAUUCAAAGGAUGUAAGGAGACAUGUUGUCCACGACCAGAGCUAAAAAACAUGAGAAUCCUUCACCAUAGGGUAGCUCAUCCUGAGAGUAACUGCGCUUAUUUCUAUCAAGAUGAACUAAUAUAUACAUGUUUAGAGAAACAAGAAUUUAAAGCUACAUGCAAGUCAGAUGGUACAUGGUAUCCUGAAACCCCAUCAUGUGAUCACAGUUGCAGUUCUCCUCCUGACAUUGCUCAUGGGCGUUCUCAAAUGACUUCAUGGUUUUUCAAGAUUGAGGUUACAUAUGAAUGUGAUGAAGGAUACCAACUGGUUGGGCAAGCAAAAUUAUCCUGCGACUCUUCCCAGUGGUCAGCCGCAGCCCCGCAGUGUAAAGCUCUGUGUCUGAAACCAGAGAUACAGAAUGGAAAGCUGUCGGAGGAUAAGGAUCAGUAUGUCGAAUCAGAAAAGAUUACCAUCCAUUGUGACUCUGGCUUUGCAGUGGCAGGUCUUCAAAGUAUCACUUGCUCAGAGAAUAGAACCUGGUACCCAAAGGUACCCAAAUGUGAGUGGGAGUUCCCUGAAGACUGUGAGGAUGUGAACAAAGGCAGCAGACUCUUGCAGUGUCUUCCAAACCCAAAAGAUGUGAAAAUGGCUCUGGAUAUAUUUAAAUUGUCUCUGGACAUUGAACUUUUAAGACUACAGAUAGACCGGAUGAGAUUAUCUAUCCUGGAAUAAUUUUUCUCAAAGAGGGAGAAAGAAGUGCCUCACUUGUUUUCUGACUUUGAUGCUAAACAGAUCCGUUAAUAACUGUUUGAUCAGCUUAGCACUAAUAUUCCUGAUGAUAAAUAUAUGGACAGGAUCAUUGGUUAAAGUAUAGUGUCUUAAGAUUAUGGAAUUACUGGUCAUCUUGUGACUUCAUUUUUUUCCUUUUCUGCAACAUUUACAG
Molecule: messenger RNA, 2171 nt
Organism: Jaculus jaculus (lesser Egyptian jerboa)
Lineage: Eukaryota; Metazoa; Chordata; Mammalia; Rodentia; Dipodidae
Gene: C4bpa
Product: complement component 4 binding protein alpha
Exons: 12
Coding region: 77-1960 (627 amino acids)
Biological process (GO): negative regulation of complement activation, classical pathway
Source: RefSeq, a predicted model, not a curated record